Messenger RNA from Aspergillus welwitschiae, 348 nucleotides. RefSeq lists its product as uncharacterized. NCBI's taxonomy places the organism in Eukaryota, Fungi, Ascomycota, Eurotiomycetes, Eurotiales, Aspergillaceae. The transcript has a single exon. Bases 1 to 348 code for a protein of 115 amino acids. The record is from RefSeq and is a predicted model, not a curated record.
AUGCCCCGCAACAUGAUGCGCAACAGCAACUUCAUCGCCCUCAAACACCUCACAAACCGGACACCGAAUGACCCCUGCAUCCCCACUACCUGCUCCAUCCACCCCAGCAACCACCUCACCCGCCUCACCUGCAUCCUGUACUCCCUCACCAGCAUCCCUCCCUCUCCCCUUCUUCCCUCUCUGCCUUCCCCCAUACCCAGGAGUAACAUACGCAUCCAACCCCACACUCUCCGCCGGUACCUCCCCUUCAUCCCCCACACCACCCCGGUAGCCUCUCCCUCCACCCCUCCUACCACCUCUCCUUCCACCUCUACCUUCUCCCCAACUUCCCUGCUCCAGUUCCCCUAG